Molecule: messenger RNA, 972 nt
Organism: Xylona heveae TC161
Lineage: Eukaryota; Fungi; Ascomycota; Xylonomycetes; Xylonales; Xylonaceae
Product: PLAC8-domain-containing protein
Exons: 2
Coding region: 1-972 (323 amino acids)
Source: RefSeq, a predicted model, not a curated record
AUGGGCUCACAUACCCGGACAUAUUCUUGGAUGGAAACACCUAUAGAAUUACAGCAGCCUACCUUUGAGCAUGUCGACGCACAAAGGCGCCAGGAACCAUCCAUUUCGCAGUCUUCUUCAUCUCCCGAAACUUCGAAUGUCGCACCCUCUAUCUCGCCAUAUCCUGUAGAAAAGGGUCCUGGAGCUGGAAAUUUUGCCUACAGUAUUGAGCCCCCGCUAGGUCCGCACCCAGCAGAAUUUGCUCCGUACGCUGAGCCUAGUUUACCGGCUCAGGGCUUGCAAUCUGUUGAUGAGCCUUUAGCUGCAGACCGAACCCCCGUCGACGACCUUAAUGCAAAACGUGCACCAAUUAUUGUUCCCGAUGCCGAGCAUGCUCCGGUCUUCAAGUCAGCGACGUCUGAUGCGAAGCUUCCGCCCAUAAUUACCAAUUUUGCGCCAAUUUAUAAUCCACACUCUGCAACUGGUCCAAAUGGCUUGGCACUAGAAACACAUUUACCGGGACAAAUUGCUCAUCCAAAUAUGCAGCACAGCAGUCAUUGGAAACACCAAGGCUGUGAUUGCAGUGAUAUUUCAGUGUGUUGUGUGGGCGCUUUCUGUCCCUGUAUCAUAUACGGCAAGACUCAAUACAGGCUAUCGCAAAAGUCAGCCCGCAAAGAUCCGACAGACCUGCUAGGUUACUCAGCAUGUAAUGGAGCAUGUGGCUUGAUGGCGCUUGCUUGCGGACUUCAAGGCUUAAUCACGUUCAUUCAACAUACUCGCAUUCGUCGUUUAUAUAAUAUCAAGGGCAGCACAACUGGCGACUGUCUGUGUGCCUGCUGCUGCAUCCCAUGUACCCUAAUACAAGACGAGGUAGAGGUGCGCUCAAGAGAAGAAGGUAUCCGGCGAUGGGCGGGACCAGCUAGCAGUGCUGGCGGAGCAUCGGCAUAUGUUCCGCCAACAAAGAUGACAUAUCCACCGGCUCGUAACCCUUGA